Molecule: messenger RNA, 2064 nt
Organism: Porites evermanni
Lineage: Eukaryota; Metazoa; Cnidaria; Anthozoa; Scleractinia; Poritidae
Source: the annotation of a GenBank genome assembly
AUGGCACUAGCACUCAAAGUUUUGCUCCUAACCGCCACAGUUGCAACACACAUCGCAGUAAGUGACGCUAAACUCUCAGAAAUGGAGUCAUUUCGCCAGAUACUGGGCGCUCUGUCGCGCCAGGUUAUGAUGCAACAAAUGUUCGUUGAAGAACGUAUCCGAUCUGAUGGCGACUCUGGGGUGAAACAAGUACGCGUUAGCAGAAGUGGGUCCCGAAACUACUUCUCAGAAGCACAUGGUGACGCUGGAAGACUCUUAGCCAUUCAUGAGCACGCCAAUAACGUUCGCACUGUUGGGCUCGGAGAAUUCAUUGCAGUUCUCAAUGGAGUGGAAUUCAGGACCAGGCACAACGACUUCCGAACCUUCAUGCCUAGCAGAACCAGUAAAGAAUAUCACAAAACAGAGCCGAUUCCAUUUCCAGACGUCCCGCCAGCGGUGAAAAACAAACCCACUGUGGACGAGCAGAUAGCUGAGAUGCGCGAAUGGUUCAAGGCCUGGAAAGAUCAAGAUCAUAGCGUAAGAGAUUACAGAAAGUAUUUCAAGCCAAUACUCUGCUACUUAGAAGGCGCAUGGACCACAGCAACAAAGGACAUCGAUGAGCCGUUCGAUAGUGACAGGCACUUUAUCGAUGCAAAAACCUGGUUCGAACUGCAAGAGAAAGUCCGAUUUACUUCUUACACUGGAAGGAAAGACAACCUUGAGAACUUUUCCUUCCUGCCCACGACAAUCAUUGACAUCAUCAACGGAACACUUCCAGUCUUUGCGCAGUGGAAUUACCGUAUUCUAUGCCAUCCAAUCAGCCGCGACAUUCCGUUGAACAGGUUCCGUUUAGUUGACGAGUUCCAUGCAAGGCUUCCCCUGCAAAGGGUGUACUACGAGCAGAAAUAUAGCAGAGCUGCAAGAUUCCAACUUAACCCUAAAGACUCCGACGAGUGGUCCGACGAGAGUUUCAACAGACCGCAGUAUACGCUGUUAGAUGAGAUAAUGAGUGAGAUUCCUGGAAAAGACAACUAUCCCGGUAAUCUGACUGAUGAAGCCUUUGACCUGCCUGCCCACUCCAUGGACCCUGACAAAAAGGGAAAGCUGAACUCCGCUUACUAUCAUCGCUGGUUCAGGGUAAUGGAGAAAGACGCAAUGGGUCAAUCCAUGAGGCGUCGAGGCUAUUCCGAUGAAAACCUGUUUGUGGCUAUGACCACUCAAAGUAAAGUGGCAGGAAUGAAUGUAAGAAGCUGCAAGCGUUCAAAGGGGAAACCGAAAAACUACAGGACGGUGCAUCAGAAGGUGACAUACGCCUUUCCUCUUGAAAUAAUCUACCUGACGCCCCUAAACCGCUGGAACCCAUUUGAUAUCGAGGAUAAAGGGGAUGAGAGAACGCCCUACGGAAAAACUGUUUUUCAAGAUGGUCGCAACGGAGGUACAACCCCCGAGAAGGCUUACAAUGGGGUAAACAGCAAAAAAUACUACUUGACGCCAUCAGCCUUUUUCUCGGGGAAAGAAGUGGCCACGGACGCCGCAGACACCGCCAGAAGCAGCGUUGGAGUUUUGGAUAAGAAGGGCAACGUCAGAAUCACUCGAGCCAGCGGAACUCGCAUCUUUCUGCCUCCCAUAAGUGGAGUGGGAGUCUUGCGACAGCGGUAUCCCAUAAUGCCCGUGCACGGAGAAGGAAGUGCUGUCUGGAAGGAACUAGAGGCAACCAAAGACGUCUUGAUGAAGUCCAAAACGUACAGCUAUUUCUACAGGGAACCCUUGGCAGGAGGAUCAGGUGUUAUUCCAACGCAACGUCCCAGUAAACCCCUGACGCUCAAGAUGGAGGACGCCACCAAGACUCCUCCAGGAGCUCACAGUCAUGAGAUCACAUUGACACCGGAGGAGGCAGAACGUGCGAGGAGAGGGGUCAUCAUUAAGAUGCUUCUCACAUCAACUGGGGCGGGUCACCAGCACAACGUUGAUGUGGUUUACAAGAAGAACAAAUGGCGUAUCACUCACUGUGAUGAUUACGACAAAGGAAAACAUCGAUGCCGUGAUGGACACGGAAUGUGGUUGUCAGAGGUGUCUAAUGUUUAG